AUGCCUGCAGGGCCGUCCGGUGUCGUUGUCUUGACCGUCAUCUACGUCCUCAUCGCAGUGUCCACUACAAUCAUUGGUGCUCGAAUCUAUCUCCGACUAGUAAUUCAGAAGCAGCGCCUCGUGACAGCAGACUGGCUGCGCAUAUCAGCAUGGUGCACCGCGUUCAUAACCGGCUUCUUCGACAUACUCUAUGCGAAAGAGGGCGUUUUGCAUCCAGGGAUCAAUUACACUUUGUCUAAUUGGGAUGCCCCAUUGGAACAGCAGAUCAGAAUGCGCAAGGGCGGUCACAAAUCCAGAAGAAGCAUGCAGCUUCAGAAUGACGCUUUUGAUGUUCCAAAUCAAUUGGGUGUUGCAUUUCUUUUCUGCCUCCCGUUUCUCAUAAUCCAUAACCUGAACAUGCGCAGGAAAGUCAAAGUCAGUGUUUACUGUAUCUUUCUCUUGGGCAUCAUCGACAUCGCAUUUUCACUCACGCGCUUCUUGACAAUCCAACUGGGCGAUAGCGAAGACUUUAGAUCUUUUACGAUAAUUGAACUCUGGUGUUCUCUCGAUGUGUACAUCGGCCUUGUUAUCUGCUGUAUCCCAGCUCUCCGACCAUAUCUUCACAGGAAGGGAGUCAACUAUAACAUUCAGGAAUCAGGACGUCCUUCGAAGUCUGGUCAUGCGAUACGCCGGACAGGCCAGAGCGGAUUUGAAGAGAUAAUUGAGGGGUCAGGUCUUAGGGGAGAUGGUCGAGAUGAUUCCUGGUCUGGAUCCCAUUCUUGCGAGAUUAGGGCGGAGAUGAGUGAUAAAAAGCAAAACGGGAGUGAUAUCGAGCUCGUCAGGAUUAAGAUCAGUAAGAGUAAUGUGUAG
Messenger RNA from Fusarium tjaetaba, 849 nucleotides. RefSeq lists its product as uncharacterized. Bases 1 to 849 code for a protein of 282 amino acids. The record is from RefSeq and is a predicted model, not a curated record. NCBI's taxonomy places the organism in Eukaryota, Fungi, Ascomycota, Sordariomycetes, Hypocreales, Nectriaceae. The transcript has 5 exons.